CUUACAACCCCGGCUCCUGGACUUCACUCCAUUCACGCCAGCACUGACCUGUUUCCAUAUUCUCUCGAUGCUUAUUGCUUAUCUGAACAGUCCCUUCUGGUUCUUCGAACCACGCUGUGCAGCAACCCACCGUUUGAACCAUUGCCUAAUGACAGGACAUUUCACCCACUGACCGGUAUGCCUUUGGUCUGUGGGCAGAAACCGGAGCAUCUGAGGGAAGGAAUGGAGAAACUCUCUUCCAGAGGACAUGGGAAUUGAACUGUCAUCUCUGAGCUGUAAUAACAUUGCACUCAGCACGACGCUCGCAUGUCAUGAUGUUUGGUGCGUUUGUGGCCACAGUCCAGCAGCACUCCAACGCCGCAGAGUCGUAAACAGCGAGUACUCUGACCGCGUGUGGAGAGUGGGGAGGGUGUCGCCUCUGGUUCGAGUCUCUGCUCCUCAGGUUGUGGCUGCACCUCUGCCUCACUCCUGUAGAGGGGUGGGGGUGGGGGAUAAGUGGGACGUGAGUUGCUCAGGACUACGGGUGGGUCUGCUGCCUGGGCGUGGCGUACCCAAGAUGGCUGUUCCUGGAUCCAGGUGACCACCAGUCAGUGGCUCUGCCGGAACCGACUGCCAACGCUGCCUCCUGUUCCAGGGUUAGGUCCUUGGGGAGAGAAUAUCCAGUCACUAUGGAUACUGUGGUGGAUUUCCGGAAUCAGUGGCUCCCCAGGGAAAUGAGAAUUUUUCUGUGUUAUACAUAGUAGUAACCAUAUUUGAAUUUGAAAUUGUUAACAGUCUUGUAAAUUCCUAAUGUUGGCAUUUUACGUGUGAAUAAACUGUCAUUUUGUAAAAAAAACACUCGAACCCCACUGUGGCUCCAGUUGUAAUAGUGGCACAAUUCCAGAAGCUUCUCUUACUACUGCAGUAUUUGAGCAAGUGCUUUCUCAAUGGUUUAACUAGAAAAGGCACUACGAAAGUGCAAUGUCAGCAAAAUCGUGAGGACUUUAAUAUGCAGGAAACUGGGAAAAUCAAGUUGGUGCUGAUUUUCGAUCUCAAGAGAGAGAAUUUUUAGAAAGCCUUUGAGAUUGGCUUUUUAGAGCAGCUCGUGGGUGAGCAAAGUAAGUGAUUCUAGAUGGGGUGUUUUACAACGGUGUGGGCAGCAUGUGGGGGUGUGGGCAGUGUGUGGGGGUGUGGGCAGUGUGUGGGGGUGUGGGCAGUGUGUGGAUGGGGUGUGGACAGUGUGUGGGGGUGUGGACAGUGUGUGGAUGAGGUGUGGACAGUGUGUGGGGGUGUGGACAGUGUGUGGAUGGGGUGUGGACAGUGUGUGGGGGUGUGGACAGUGUGUGGAUGGGAUGUGGACAGUGUGUGGAUGGGGAGUGGACAGUGUGUGGAUGGGGUGUGGUCAGUGUGUGGAUGGGGAGUGGACAGUGUGUGGGGGUGUGGACAGUGUGUGGAUGGGGAGUGGACAGUGUGUGGAUGGGGAGUGGACAGUGUGUGGAUGGGGUGUGGACAGCGUGUGGAUGGGGAGUGGACAGCGUGUGGAUGGGGUGUGGGCAGUGUGUGGGGGUGUGGACAGUGUGUGGAUGGGGUGUGGACAGUGUGUGGAUGGGGUGUGGACAGUGUGUGGGGGUGUGGACAGUGUGUGGAUGGGGUGUGGACAGUGUGUGGAUGGGGAGUGGACAGUGUGUGGAUGGGGUGUGGUCAGUGUGUGGAUGGGGAGUGGACAGUGUGUGGGGGUGUGGACAGUGUGUGGAUGGGGAGUGGACAGUGUGUGGAUGGGGAGUGGACAGUGUGUGGAUGGGUUGUGGGCAGUGUGUGGAUGGGAUGUGUGGACAGUGUGUGGAUGGGGUGUGGACAGUGUGUGGAUGGGGUGUGGACAGUGUGUGGAUGGGGAGUGGACAGUGUGUAGAUGGGGAGUGGACAGUGUGUGGAUGGGGAGUGGACAGUGUGUGGAUGGGGUGUGGUCAGUGUGUGGAUGGGGUGUGUACACCGUGUGGAUGGGGUGUGGUCAGUGUGUGGGGGUGUGGUCAGUGUGUGGAUGGGGAGUGGACAGUGUGUGGAUGGGGAGUGGACAGUGUGUGGAUGGGGUGUGGUCAGUGUGUGGAUGGGGUGUGGUCAGUGUGUGGAUGGGGUGUGUACACCGUGUGGAUGGGGUGUGGUCAGUGUGUGGGGGUGUGGUCAGUGUGUGGAUGGGGUGUGGUCAGUGUGUAGAUGGUGUGUGUACACCGUGUGGAUGGGGUGUGGUCAGUGUGUGGAUGGGGUGUGGACAGUGUGUGGAUCAGGUGUGGGAAGUGUGUGGAUGGGGUGUGGACAGUGUGAUGGGGUGUGGACAGUGUGUGGUCAGUGUGUGGGGGUGUGGUCAGUGUGUGGUCAGCGUGUGGUCAGUGUGUUGGGGUGUGGUCAGUGUGUGGACAGUGUGUAGAUGGUGUGUGUACACCGUGUGGAUGGGGUGUGGACAGUGUGUGGACAGUGUGUGGUCAGUGUGUGGUCAGCGUGUGGUCAGUGUGUGGGGGUGUGGUCAGUGUGUGGUCAGUGUGUGGGGGUGUGGUCAGUGUGUGGUCUGCGUGUGGUCAGUGUGUGGGGGUGUGGUCAGUGUGUGGUCAGCGUGUGGUCAGUGUGUGGGGGUGUGGUCAGUGUGUAGAUGGUGUGUGUACACCGUGUGGAUGGGGUGUGGUCAGUGUGUAGAUGGUGUGUGUACACCGUGUGGCUGGGGGGUGUGGACAGUGCAGAUGCAGGCGAGUAGCAGUCGAAGCCCAUUGAGCCACUUGCCUGUGAGUAAUCGAGCUUGUUUUCAGUAAUGAAAGGGUUAAUAUAAGAGGAAGGUUUGAUUGCUCUGGUCUGGACUUGGGAAUAAUGAGGGCCGGGGGUAUCUAAUUGAAAUCGAUUGAAUUUUGAAAAGCCUUGAUAGAAUGGGCAUCAAAUGGGGGGAGUCUAAGACUACAGGACGCAGCCUCAGAUUAGUGGGACAUCCAUCUAUGAACUUUGUAGUUUGCAGGUAAGGAGAGAUUUCUGUAGCCA
Molecule: messenger RNA, 2997 nt
Organism: Hypanus sabinus (Atlantic stingray)
Lineage: Eukaryota; Metazoa; Chordata; Chondrichthyes; Myliobatiformes; Dasyatidae
Product: keratin-associated protein 5-1-like
Exons: 2
Coding region: 1245-2777 (510 amino acids)
Source: RefSeq, a predicted model, not a curated record